AGAAUAUUCACGAAAAGCAGACGACACAUAAAGGGCCUCUGAAUCAGCUGAUAGUAUGGCAAUAAGAAGUCGGCGAUGAAAACGUCAGGAACGUCAAAUUAUUCAGUGUUCGACACGUACCCAAAUCGCGCGUUCGGUCUGAUAAACAAGUCCUAGUUCCAUCGCCCCAUCGGUAUCUGGAAGUAAACAAACAAAGAAAGUUUCAAGGAAACCACGUACGGAUAAUUAAAUAUAUAAUGCGUCCAGUCCAGAGGCAGCGACAAGGCCUACAGUACGGCAUAGUUUUACUUUGCAUGCAGGCCAUAAAUUUUGGUAUCGACAAGAUACCACCAGCCACUUUAGCCGGCGUAAUAGGACAGACACUUUUGUACAUGGGAGUGAUAAAAGUACCAUGGAACGCUGACCAAGUGUGUAUAUCAUGUGUGAAGAUAUUAAAGUAUCGUAAUUGGCGUGCGUUUAUACUCUCAAACUUCGAGCAUGGAUCGGAUAUGCAUUUGUACUACAACAUGGUGUCGUUUAUCCUGAAAGGAUCGACUCUGGAGAACAAGUAUGGAACAGGGAACUUCGUUAUGCUGUUAUCGUUCUUGUCAGUUGCCUGCAGCUCCAUGUACGUUGCUUUGGGUUACUGCCUGACUCAGGUGACCGGAGACUACGGCUAUUACACGUCUUGUGCCAUCGGAUUCUCCGCUGUUUUGUUCGCGCUUAAGGUAAUCUGCAUAUGCGAGGAACAGGACAGACUGCGCGACGUUGGAGGCUUCAGAGUCCCGAGCAAAUUUGCUGUCUGGGCUGAACUGAUUUUGAUACACCUGUUGGUGCCAAACGCUUCGUUUGUCGGUCACCUUGGAGGAAUACUGGCUGGUUGUUUGUACUGUUACACAAGUGUUGGCGCACUCGUUGAUAGAAUGAUAUGCGGAAUUACUGGUCAUCCUAUUGUACAUGAGGAAGAGUUUUACAGAAGGCGAAGUUAUUUUUAAACACACCUUUUUUUCUUUCCCAAUAACUAAGUUAUUGUUUGGAAAUUCACACACAUGGACUUGAUCUUCGACAUUCUUUUACCCAUGCUUGUCAUCUCCAUUCUUUAACAAAAGUAUCUAAAGGCUGAAUGUAAUUUUAGUUUUAAAAAAGAAAACAGAACAGGAGAACUCCCCUAGUUUGUUCGGUUGUGAAAGAGAAUACUUUUUUACAUUACUAUACAUUUCAACGUGCAUUGUAUUAUAAGUAGUCAACGACGAAACUUGUAUAGUAAUGUAAGAUCCUUGUGCAAAGUUAAAUUAUAUUUAUAUUUAUAUUUAUAUUUCGUACUUUACCUACUUCCAUGUAGAUUGCUGUAUUUUACUACUUAAUUAAUAAACAGAGAACUCUGACAAUAA
Messenger RNA from Neodiprion virginianus, 1370 nucleotides. RefSeq names its product rhomboid-related protein 4-like. The transcript has 2 exons. The record is from RefSeq and is a predicted model, not a curated record. Bases 237 to 974 code for a protein of 245 amino acids. Gene Ontology annotation, molecular function: serine-type endopeptidase activity. Gene Ontology annotation, cellular component: membrane. Lineage: Eukaryota; Metazoa; Arthropoda; Insecta; Hymenoptera; Diprionidae.